GCACACGCGGCGCGCAGGCCAGAGGGAGGAGGCUCCGCGCGGCUCGGCGGCGGCGGCAGCGUGCUCCGCGGGCGGCCCGGAGGGCUGGCGGGCGGCCCCCGCUCCCCGGCUCCGCGGCUCUGUGCAGCCCGCGCGGCCCCCGCCCUCGGACCCGCCCCCGGGGGUCGCCCGGCCCCAUGCCCUGCAGCGGCGGCAGAGAAGCGCGCGGCCGCAGGAGGCUCUGAAGAGCCCAGAGGGAGCCGGCGAAGAAGGGGACCAUGUACCGGGACCCGGAGGCGGCCAGCCCAGGGGCGCCCACCCGCGAAGUCCUGCUGGUCUCUGCAAUCAUCACCGUCAGCCUUAGUGUCACUAUCGUCCUCUGCGGCCUGUGCCACUGGUGUCAGCGCAAACUGGGCAAACGCUACAAGAAUUCCUUGGAGACGGUGGGCACUCCAGAUUCGGGGCGUGGGCGCGGUGAGAAGAAAGCCAUCAACGACCUAGACAGAGACUUUUGGAAUAACAAUGAAAGCACAGUGCAGCAGAAAUGGAGUUCCUAUCCUCCCAAGGAGUUUAUUCUAAACAUUUCACCCUACGCCCCUUAUGGCGACCCUCGACUGUCCCUCAAUGGCACACUCCUGUCAGGCGCCAAAGUGGCCACUGCGGCGGCGGGGCUGGCGGUGGAGCGGGAAGGCCGGCUCGGGGAGAAGCCGGCGCCGGUGCCACCACCCGGAGAGGACGCCUUGAGAAGCGGCGGGGCUGCCCCCAGCGAGCCGGGCAGCAGUGGCAAGGCGGGGAGAGGCCGCUGGCGGAUGGUGCAGAGCCACCUGGCCGCAGGGAAGCUCAACUUGUCCAAUUUCGAGGACUCCACCCUGUCCACGGCCACUACCCUUGAGUCUAUCCCCAGCUCCGCGGGAGAGCCGAAAUGCCAGCGACCCCGCACACUGAUGCGGCAGCAGAGCCUGCAGCAGCCGCUGAGCCAGAACCAGCGGGGCCGGCAGCCCAGUCAGCCCACCACCAGCCAGAGCCUGGGCCAGCUGCAGGCCCACGCGGCCUCGGCACCGGGCUCCAACCCCCGGGCCUAUGGUCGGGGUCAGGCUCGGCAGGGCACCUCGGCCGGCUCCAAGUACCGGGCAGCUGGGGGCCGCAGCCGCUCCAACCCAGGCAGCUGGGACCACGUGGUGGGGCAGAUUCGAAACCGAGGCUUGGACAUGAAAUCCUUCCUGGAAGGCCGGAUGGUGGUGCUAUCCCUGGUAUUAGGGCUUUCGGAACAGGAUGACUUUGCCAAUAUCCCUGACCUGCAAAACCCAGGAACCCAGCAGAACCAGAACGCUCAGGGGGACAAGAGGUUGCCUGCAGGAGGGAAGGCUGUGAAUACAGCCCCAGUGCCCGGCCAGACGCCACACGAUGAGUCUGACCGCAGAACGGAGCCCCGUUCCUCUGUCUCGGACCUCGUCAACUCCCUUACCAGUGAGAUGCUCAUGCUCUCCCCAGGCUCCGAGGAGGACGAGGCCCAUGAGGGCUGCAGCCGAGAGAACCUGGGCCGAAUCCAGUUCAGUGUUGGCUACAACUUCCAAGAGUCCACACUCACCGUGAAGGUCAUGAAGGCCCAGGAGCUGCCAGCCAAGGACUUCAGUGGCACUAGUGACCCGUUUGUCAAGAUCUACCUGCUACCUGACAAGAAGCACAAACUGGAGACCAAGGUGAAGCGGAAGAAUCUAAACCCGCACUGGAACGAGACCUUUCUAUUUGAAGGGUUUCCCUACGAGAAAGUGGUGCAGAGGGUCCUCUACCUCCAGGUCCUGGAUUACGACCGUUUCAGCCGCAAUGACCCCAUUGGGGAGGUGUCCAUCCCUCUCAACAAGGUGGACCUGACCCAGAUGCAGACCUUCUGGAAGGAUCUGAAGCCAUGCAGCGAUGGGAGUGGGAGCCGAGGGGAGCUGCUCUUGUCUCUCUGCUACAACCCCUCUGCCAACUCCAUCAUCGUGAACAUCAUCAAAGCUCGCAACCUCAAAGCCAUGGACAUCGGGGGCACAUCAGACCCCUAUGUGAAGGUGUGGCUGAUGUAUAAAGACAAGCGGGUAGAGAAAAAGAAGACAGUGACAAAGAAGAGGAACCUGAACCCCAUCUUCAAUGAGUCUUUCGCCUUCGACAUACCCACAGAGAAGCUGAGGGAGACCACCAUCAUCAUCACUGUCAUGGACAAAGACAAGCUCAGUCGCAAUGAUGUCAUCGGCAAGAUCUACCUGUCCUGGAAGAGUGGACCAGGUGAAGUCAAACACUGGAAGGACAUGAUCGCUCGUCCCCGGCAGCCUGUGGCCCAGUGGCACCAGCUGAAGGCCUGAGUGGGGCCAAGGGAGACCCCAAGGGCCAAGGCCUGGCUCCCCAUCAUGCCCCUACCACUUUAUGCACAAUGCCCAGCCCGGCCCCCCUGCCAUGGGUGAGGGGAGAACCCCGAGGGCUCAGCCAGGGAGGGGUACCAGAACUCUACUGGGCCCCAUUUCUAGGAAGUACCAGCCCCACCCCCAUGAGUCCAGCUGGGGAGUGGGGGUUCUGGGAGCCAUUUCCCUGCUUUGCCUCUUUCUUUCCUGAUUUGCUGAUACUAAAGACGUCGGGGAAAGCUCACGAGCCAGAUGGGCAGAUCCCUCCAGAGGCCCGCCAGGUGGGCAUAGCCCCCGUUUUCUUUAAGGCAGUGCCUGGAGUGGAGAGAAGCCACCCCUUCCCUAGACCCCCUUUUUGGGGCCCAGAAGAGGAAGGCCGCGGCGUUUGGCCACGGCCUGGUCAUCAGGCCCAUCCCCAGCUUCAGGUGCCGGCUGGGCCCUGGACACUGAGGAUAGUAUAUAGCCUGUGCUCCAGAGUCAUGGAGACGUGGCCCUGUGUAUUUGUGUUGUGUCUACUGUGUGUGUGUGUAUGUGUGUGUGUGUGUGCCCACAUGCGUGUACACAUGGAAGCUACUGCGCACAUGUGUGAAAGGGGGUGCUCACUCCCUGUCUCCCUGGGGCCAGCAGUGCUGAUUGGCUACAAAGAGUAGCAGAGUUUCGUGAGGAUGAAGUGGGGCUGGGUCAAGGCCACAGGGAAGGUAGGAGAGUAAGGGUAUGGACAGCUGAGGAGAAGUGGGGACCAGGGCGAAUGGCUGAUUCAGCUGCCUCCUGGCACCCAUGUAGCCUGUCUCUGUAGCCCCCACCCCAACUCCCCAGUAGCAACUCCCCACUGCAAUGUCAUUCCUUGGGCCUGGGCUCACACUUCGUAGGCACCUACUCACCGUGUGCAUGGCCUUCCAACAGGGCACCACUUCACCCUUCUCAGGCACCCCUAACCCCUCACCCGGGGACCCCCACCUUCCCAGAUCUCAUAUUGCAGCCAAAUUGGCAUCUGCUCCAUACUCUCUGGCUUGGAUACAGCCCCUGAUCCCCACCCCUUACCCCAACACCUCCACCUUUCCUUUGGAUAAUCUGAUCAACCCCUGGCCUUCUCCAGGCUGUCUUGACACAUACCCCACCCCAGAGCAAUGGCUCUUUCUGCCCCUCCCACCCAACACGCAAGCAGAGGAAGCAGGGACCAUUCCAGGAGUCUGAGGUUGCCAUACCCAAAGAAGCUGCCGUUUCUUCUCCCAGCCUCUGCUGAGACUAGAACUGGCUUCCCCUUGGAAACAGCAGACUCCAGAAGGAUCCCUUUUAAAUCCUGUCCUCCCUCUGUGCUGUAUUAUAAAAAGACCCAGCUGGUGAAAGGUCCUCAAAAACAGAGGAAUUGAGCCCAACAGUCCCAGAUUCUACCACCAGGUGGCACCAGAACACCACAUCUGUGGUAGCAGUUGGGGCCCAUAGUUACAAUUCUACCCUGCCUGGCAACUUGACACCCCAAGGAUGGAAGGAGCUCUGGGCUGGAUCUGCAUAUCUAGAGCACAAUGGGAGCAUAGUUAUUUGGGCACAUUUUCCUUUAAUGGGCUUCCCCUUAAGCAACUUUCUGCUCUAGGUGUGAGAUCUCCUUUUCUCCAUAUCAAAAUGUUCUUAAAUCAAUUUUCACACCCUGUCCCCAGGGACCUGAAGGAAUCUCUUAUGUACUAGGUGAAUCAUUUGUAGAGUGAAAUAAUUCCAUUGUAAAACAACUAGUCACCCAUAUUACUUGUAAAUCUAAAUGUUUGUAUACUGCAGCUUUUGCUUUAAAUAGGAUUUGCCCCAACUCCCUUACCUAGCUGGGUGUAGCCCCUGGAAAGGGACCCUCCAAACCCCCUACAGAGGCUGUAUGGAAAUAGAGAGUAAUGUAGAGAGUCUGGAAAUUUGAGAAAAAUUGCUGCCAUCCUUCCUUCCAUCUGCCUCAGUCUCCUGAGUACUUCCACAGAGCCAUCUGAGGGACCCAAGCAACUUGCACCAGUAGGUGUAAGGCUGGCAGUGGAUUUAUGCAGAGCUCAUCCAUGUACCUCUUAGCCAGUGAGCUCAGAGAGCAUCCCCCACAGAGUUGUUCUCCCCUCAGACUACUAAGAAUAGUAGUGACCCAACCUGGGAUUCCUCAGCCCCCACGUGUAGGUGGAGUGGGGGGAUGCCGGCAAGAGGCUGCAAAUGGCUUGCACAAGACACAGCUGGAUGAUACAGAGUCUGGGCAUAGAAUGGUUAGGGCAACUGGGGGAACAUGGAAAUGGAGAGGGGAACUUGAGGGUGAGGAGGGCACCAGAGCUCUGCCAACACUGUCCUAGGAUCUUGGGCAAGUCACCCACACUCCCUGGGCCUCAGUUUCUCCAUCUGUAAAAUGAUGGUAAUAAUACUUCACCUACCUCAUGGGGGAGGUUGUGAGGCCACCAUCACCUGACCUAGGGGUUCAAGGCAGGAGGGCUCUGAAGGUGCUACCCAGAGCAAAGUUGUCACCGACACCUGAAAGCAAGGCCCACCUGCCCAUCCACCCUACCCCACAGAGCCUCUAGGGACCGCCAGAGCCAAUCUGUCUUCACUGUGUCCCAACCCCCUUUAUGAGCAUCAUCUGACAUCUUGUGGGCACUCUAGACUUAGUUGUUAUGUUAUUUAGGUAGCCUUUCUUGUGAUCAUCUUCUCCAUGUAACUGCUAUACAAAUUCCACCUGCCCCAGCACUGCCCUCCACCUGCCCUCCAGCACCAGAGGCCAGGGUAGGGACAAAGGAAAACAGCCACAAAAGAAACAAACAAACAAAAAAAGCCAAGGGGAUUCCCAGCUCAGCUGGGGCCCCCAGGGGUGGGAACUGGUGGCUCUGUUUGUAUUGUGUUUGAGUCCUUGAGCGCAAGUGUUUUAUAAAAAAUAAAACAAAAAUCCACUAUCACAAAAAAAAAAAAAACCCGCAAAGAGAACUGAAGACAAAAGGGAAAAAGAACCAUACAAUUUUUUCCACCAUAUGCACCCUCUAAGCCAGCAAAAAUUUCCUCUUUGCAAAAUCAUAUUUUUGUGGGAAUGGGCCCUGCUUUUUGUGGCAGGGCCUGUUCUGAUUAAUAAAGGAUCGUGAAAAAGUA
This is a messenger RNA of Arvicanthis niloticus (Nile rat), 5447 nucleotides long. RefSeq names its product synaptotagmin 7 (gene Syt7). Gene Ontology annotation, cellular component: plasma membrane; axon; synapse. Gene Ontology annotation, biological process: calcium ion-regulated exocytosis of neurotransmitter; vesicle fusion. The record is from RefSeq and is a predicted model, not a curated record. Gene Ontology annotation, molecular function: calcium-dependent phospholipid binding; phosphatidylserine binding; calcium ion binding. Lineage: Eukaryota; Metazoa; Chordata; Mammalia; Rodentia; Muridae.